Durio zibethinus is the source of this 672-nucleotide messenger RNA. Lineage: Eukaryota; Viridiplantae; Streptophyta; Magnoliopsida; Malvales; Malvaceae. The record is from RefSeq and is a predicted model, not a curated record.
AUGGCAGCUGGAGGCAAUUUGAAGCUUUUAGGGACAAGGCAUAGCAUGUUUACCCAAAGAGUUGUAUGGGCAUUGAAGUUGAAGGGCAUUGAAUAUGAGUUCAUUGAAGAAGACCUUGUUAACAAGAGUUCAUUGCUUAUAGCAUUGAACCCUGUCCAUAAAAAAGUUCCAAUACUCGUUCAUGGUGGAAAACCGAUAAUUGAUUCGAAAAUCAUCCUGGAAUACAUAGAUGAAACAUGGAAGGAAAGACCUCUCUUUCCACAACAUUCUCCGGAGAGGGCUUAUGUACGUUUCUGGGCGGCGUUCAUUGAUGACAAGUUGAUGGAAGCAUCAAAGAAGGCAUUUGCUUCAACAGGAGACGAUCAAGUGAAGGCGAUCGAAUUGACCGUCGAGGCCUUACAAUUACUAGAAGAAGAGCUUCGUGGAAAAAAAUUUUUUGGUGGAGAUCAAGAAAUUGGAUUUCUUGAUAUAGUAGCAGGAUGGAUAGCAUAUUGGUUGCAGUUUAUUGAGGAAAUUGGUGGUUUUAAGGUAAUGGAUUCAACAAGGUUUCCAUGUUUAGAUUUAUGGACCAAAAAUUUCCUACAAGUUCCCAGCAUUGAGCAAAACCUUCCCCCACCUGAUGAAUUGCGCAAUGUCUUUAGUGCCAUCCGAAUGGCUAUGUGCCCCAAAUAG